AUGACUUUUAGGGAGGGGGACUGUGUCCCGAGUCCUCUUUCGUCUCGUCGCAGAAUCUACGGCAUUUUGUUGCCGGUCGGUAGAGAGGAGACUGGCUGCGCUGAAGAAGACUCUUUGUCGUGGUAUGAGCUCAUUCGUCAUGCAGAUGCCUGGAUCCUACUCUGUAGCCUGUCAGCCUUUCCGGUGCUGUACACGUACGGCAACCUGACGGCCGAAGAUGCCUUGCUUUUCGGAUGCAGUGCUUCGACCGAAUCGGGCCUCAACCCGGUUGACGUCAAAGAUCUUAAGACUUAUCAGCAGGUCUACCUCUACGUUGUUCCGAUCAUCACAAACAUGAUGUUUCUCAAUGCUAUAGUUGUUCCAGUGAGACUUUUCUGGUUCCGUCAACGACUGAGGCAGGCUGGAAUUGCUCGCGAAGUGACCAGGAAUGAUGAGGAAGAGGCGCGACCUGCGACGAGGAGAGAAAGCCAGGAGACGGCUUUCAUUGACGAACCAGCACCUGCUCUUGCUCCAGCACCAAGCCCGCCCUUCUCUGCUCCACAAAGAACCACUACGAUUACAUUUGAUGACAAGGCCAUUGCUAGUGGAUACUCGAGAUCCGAAAAGCAAGUUCUAAGGAUUCCGAAUCCACGAGAGUCCGACAGAGGAGCACCCAUCACUGAAAUCGAGCCUGGCCUCCGCCGCAGCUACACUGAAGAGGACCCAGAUGCUAUCAAACCUUUGCCAGAAUUUCGCAGCGGCAGGUCGCGGAGGAGCUCGUUUCAUGCUGAAGGCACGAUCCUGAGCGCGGCAACAUCCAUCGAAAAGGCGGCGACGUCAGCGUUCAUCCUCGGAAAAGUUCGUCCGGCGCCUCGGAGACGGACCACUUCGAAGUCGAGAGUCAGUGCAAACAAUAAGCUCGAUCUGCCUAAUCUUUCCCGACAUGCAACUGUCGGUCGAAAUUCCAACUUUCACAACUUGACAGAGGCCGAUCGCGAGACACUUGGCGGCAUCGAAUAUCGCGCUUUAAAGCUGCUUCUCAAAUUCGUGUUCGGGUAUUUCUUCGGGCUUCAUUUCUUUGGCGCCAUCUGCUUGCUUCCUUGGAUCCAUAAUGCACCAUCUAAAUAUCUGGACGUACUCGCAGAGUCCGGGGUUGGCGCAACUUGGUGGGCGUUUUAUUCAGCGCAAACCAUGAGCAAUAACCUCGGCUUUGCUCUAACGCCUGAUUCCAUGGCAUCUUUCAAGGAUGCCACAUGGCCUUUGCUAGUCAUGACCUUCCUGGCGUUUGCGGGAAACACCUGCUACCCCGUUUCUUACGCUGUAUCAUCUGGCUUACAUCAUUGA
Molecule: messenger RNA, 1323 nt
Organism: Verticillium alfalfae VaMs.102
Lineage: Eukaryota; Fungi; Ascomycota; Sordariomycetes; Glomerellales; Plectosphaerellaceae
Exons: 9
Coding region: 1-1323 (440 amino acids)
Biological process (GO): potassium ion import across plasma membrane; intracellular potassium ion homeostasis
Cellular component (GO): plasma membrane
Molecular function (GO): high-affinity potassium ion transmembrane transporter activity
Source: RefSeq, a predicted model, not a curated record